ACGCGUACACCAUAUAAAUAGGCCCGGACCGAAGAAAGUAAAAACAAUAAUCUUUCUCUCGCCGCGGCAGUCCCGAACCCGUAACACCGCGACCGACCGACCGACGAGACGUAGCGCGCACCAGCGAACCGCGACGACGACGACGAUGGCUCUUCUUUUGAAAUGCACCUUGAUGGUUUUGAUCGUGACGCGUUUGACAGUGUCGGCGGAUAAAUUGAAACAGAAUCCACAGACGUUACAAAAUUUUUCUCCGACAAACGGUCCACUACAAAAAUCGUCUGAUGAAUUGAAGCCAGAUUUCAUACCUAUAUACCUCUAUGCCAGAGAAAAUUCAUUGGACGGAGAUUAUAACUUCAGAUACGAGACCGGGAACGGCAUUGUCGCCGAGGAACGGGGCGUCAUGUUGAACAAAGGAACCGAGAAUGAAGCUAAUUCCGUGGUCGGGUCGUACAAGUACAUCUCACCGGAAGGCGUGCCGAUUGAGGUGUCAUACACCGCGGGCGUGGACGGCUUCAAGGCGUACGGCGCGCAUCUUCCGGUCGGGCCACCGGCCGCGGCGUCCAACCUGCCCAAGAACUUAGCCUACAAGAAUGCGGUCGUAAGUGCGUUCGCCCGGCCGCAGUACAGGACGAGCGGCUCCGUCGAUUCGCCGUCGACAUCGGACCUCGCGCCCGAAGCCGCCGCCGCCACGUACCAGUCCACGUUGGCCACGUACCAGUCGACGCCGGCCCCGUACCAGUCGACACCGUUCGCGUACCAGUCGACAGAGGACGCGUAUCAGUCGACAGAGAACGCGUACCAGCAGCCGAUAUCGGCCGCGGCGUCAGGUUCGACGGAAGCGCCGAGAAUCGAACCGUCCAGUCAACAACCGAUCGGUGCGGCACAAAACACACAGGUGUUUGAGUCAUCCGAAAAGCCGUUGCAGCAGAGCGUGGUGUUCCAAGCGUCGUCCGCGAGCAACGAGGUGGAACAGUCGCAGAACACUCCGUUCGUCAAGGCUCCGCAGGCGGUCGAAUACUACCAACAGCAGCAGCAGCAGUCCGUCUCGAGCCAAGCACCGCAGGACCAGGCUUUUUUUCUGGCCACGGCUUCGUACCCCCAACCGCAGCAACAGCAACAACAGCAACGUCAACAGCAACAGCAGCAGCAGCAGCAGCAGCAGCAGCAGCAGCAGCAGCAGCAACGUCAACAGCAACAGCAACAGCAACAGCAACAGCAGCAGCAGCAGCAACUGCAACAGCAGCAGCGUCAACAGCAACUGCUACAACUGCAACAGCGUCUCCCAUGGCCAGCCGAAAGAUUCGAAUCGCCCAAACCCGCGGUCGCUCCCGGAUCCGUCGUACCCGUUCUUCAGACCGUGCCGCAACCGCUUCAGACUCAGCCAAAGGUCGUGCCGGUGUUGCAAAGGGUUGUUCCCGGGUAUCAGCAGCAGCAGCAGCAGCAGCAGCAACAGAUCAUCGUGAGGCCGCGGCCACAGUCGGUUUUUAACCAACAACAACCGGCUUUCAACCAACAGCAACCGGCCUUCAACCAACAACAACCGGCUUUCAACCAACAGCUACGUCCUGGCGGACCUCUACGUCAGUUCAACAUAGAACCGCAGAACAUGUGGUACGUGCAGCCACAAGCGCCGCAAAAUCGUUACUUCCAAAUGCCUCCGGUCCAACGAACACUGCUGAAGGAACCGCUCAAGUACUAGUCGGCCACCACCGUCACCGCCACCACUGCAGGGCUCAAGACAUUUUUUACUUCGUAUUAUAUUUAUUUUUAUUUUCAUACUUUUACUUGUCAGAAUGAGUAAGAUAGGUUUUACUGUCGAUUUUUGUAUUUUUUUAUUUUUAAAAUAUAAAAGUGUGUUCUCUCUCUCUAUAUA
This is a messenger RNA of Sipha flava (yellow sugarcane aphid), 1873 nucleotides long. Its product is annotated as transcription factor SPT20 homolog. Lineage: Eukaryota; Metazoa; Arthropoda; Insecta; Hemiptera; Aphididae. The transcript is spliced from 3 exons. The record is from RefSeq and is a predicted model, not a curated record. Bases 146 to 1699 code for a protein of 517 amino acids.